UAAAAACCUAUUCGUCGUACUACAAACGCGAUGAAUUGAUGCUCACCCACCGUCUUCUUGCAGACCAGGUUGUUGACAUAGAAAAAGCUGACUUUCUGAUCGUCGAAAUACUAUGGUCGAGAAGUCUGCCGGCUCCUCGUACCUGCAAGCCGAGCUGGAGUCGGCCGAGCGUGCUUUACAAGUGGUCACUCGUAAAAUUGACAACCUAAAUGAUAUCGACCCCGACUCGGAACAACUCUUGGUGAAGGAAGGAGGCGAAAAAUCAAUUUUGAAACGACUCCGAAUGGCCGAAACCGAGGCCGAGGAGAUUUCCUUUGUGCGUGAGCUCUCAGCUUGGGCAAGUUCUUCGCCGUGCGAAGAUGGCAGCAAUAAUUUUGUUCUGGACGGACAAAAAUGCUUUAGGCUAGGGCAAGUGCUUGUCCGGCAGGGAGAGCCGACCAAAAAACUUGCUCUCUACAAUAUAAUUUAUAAGGAGGAGUACCUGCCCUGGUAUGGAUACGUACAAGGAAAGCUCACGGUUUCCCUCAGGAGAUCUCUAUCGAAAGCCAAAUAUCCUUCAAAGGAAGGCUGCCAAAAAUUGCUCAAGGAACGCAAGCAAUUCCAAUCCGAAGCUAGUCUCUUCACUUCAAUCGCAGGGAUAUGCGAGUGUUUACAACGCAUUGAGAGCGCACAUCAGCAAGUGCUUUAUGCUGUGAACGGAUACUCUAGUUCUGUAUCAGCGCUCGAUCCAGUGUUGAUGGAGAUUUGUGGACCAAUUCUGGAACGAAUUCGCUUUCACUUUUUGGAAGCGUCCGAUGACCGCCCGACUUCCAUGCGCAUAGAUCGUCUCCCAGAAUGGCUGAUUUUGUAUGUGCGCGACAAUGUACUUGAAGGGGGACCAUGGGAGCUGCUCCAUCGAGGUUUAGCGCCUUUCCUAGCCUCUUCGUGGAUGGUGAACUUUCUCAAUGAGCUUGUCCGGAUAGUGCAAUGGGUGCUCGGCGAACGCGGAUUUUUCCGACAUGAACACGUGGCGGGUCCUGCUUCAAAGCCUAGCACACUCUGUGAUGCCAUUGAGCAUUUGAUUCGCUUUGACGCGGACCUUCAGGAAUUGGUACCACAGGGGCUAUCGACCCGUCUACUAAGUCUAAUUGACAUAUUUGUAGCCGGUGAUGAAGAGUUGCUUUCGUGGUGGCUGGAGCGUGAACGAGAGCGCGUCUUUACGAUAUUGACGCAACAGACUACCAUACGUGCUAACAAACUCGUUGCCCCACAAGCUGAGAGCUUUGCCGCGCUGAUACGUUCGGUGCGAAUCAAGGCCGCGGUUUUUUCUUUUUCUGGGCCAUACUUAAAUCGGAUAGCGACACCUUUGUGUAUGUACUUUCUCGAUACCGUGCAAGAAAUCGCGUCAGAUUUACAAAGUCUGCUAGUUCAGCGGACGCUGCCGAGCGAUAAGGACUUGGAGACUAACAUUUUGGAAUGGAUCGAGCUGAUAAAUGGCACCCACCUAGUAACAAGCGUUUUAUCGCUUCCGAUUGAAAGCCAUGGUGAUAUCACACUGAAUGGCGACGAGGAUCUUCGUCGUUUCGGGAUCUCGGUCGAGAAUCUAGAGAAUGCUUUAAUCGGAGAAUUCAGGAAAGCUUUUGUAGAAUCUUUACUGAUGGAGCGAGCCAAGCUUGCUAGCUACCUGAUGCGAUGCCCGCAUUUCUUGGCACUUAAAGGUGUCGAAAUGGUUGAUGCUAGUGAAGUGUCAGUUGAUUUGGGAGAGACUCAAAGGUUGCUGAGCGUCCUUUUACGUGUUUGUGACCUGGUAUACACUGGUCGAAUUAGCAACAGCACAAAGGACAUCGAAAUGUUUGCACCGGAGGUUCUGCGCGAUAGUGUUCUUGCUUCGGUUGCGGAUAAGUUUCUUAUGGUGGCUUUGGAUGUAGAUGGAAUGACGCCCGACCUAAUGCGACCAGGAGCUUUGACUCUUUCUCGAGAUAUUCUUGAUAUUUUUGGGACCUCUGCUCUUCCUAGCGCCGCAUUGCGUCUCCUUGAUGUCGUUAAGUUUAUGUGUCUGGAGGCUCGUCACCUUGGACAGGUUGGGGAUGCCUUGUGUGGCCUAGCAGAAGAAUCGCCUCCUUUGACAAUCGCGACAUUUACUGCAGACGAACGCCUAUACGAAGAAGCGCUGAGUAUGCUUCGUGCAAAAGGCUUUACUUGGAUCGAACUCGAAGACACGCUAUCAAUAUUAAAUCGCAGAAGAGAUCUCAGAGUUCAUUGA
Phaeodactylum tricornutum CCAP 1055/1 is the source of this 2242-nucleotide messenger RNA. RefSeq lists its product with no specific name. The record is from RefSeq and is a predicted model, not a curated record. The coding region runs from base 113 to 2242 and encodes 709 amino acids. The transcript has a single exon. Lineage: Eukaryota; Bacillariophyta; Bacillariophyceae; Surirellales; Neidiaceae.